CAGAAGUACUAAUGACUUAAAGAUCCCGGAUUCUUUGUGGUGACAUUGAAGAGCAAGCACUAAGAUCAGAAGAUGAGUGAACUUGACCAGCUACGGCAGGAAGCCGAGCAACUUAAAAACCAAAUUAGAGAUGCAAGAAAAGCAUGUGCAGAUGCAACUCUCUCCCAGAUCACAAACAACAUCGACCCAGUGGGAAGAAUCCAGAUGCGCACCAGGAGAACGCUGAGGGGGCACCUGGCUAAGAUUUAUGCCAUGCACUGGGGCACGGACUCCAGGCUGCUUGUUAGUGCCUCGCAAGAUGGCAAACUUAUCAUCUGGGAUAGCUACACCACCAACAAGGUCCAUGCCAUUCCUCUGCGCUCCUCUUGGGUCAUGACCUGUGCAUAUGCCCCUUCUGGGAACUAUGUGGCCUGUGGUGGCCUCGACAACAUCUGCUCUAUUUACAAUCUCAAAACUCGCGAAGGGAAUGUACGCGUGAGCCGUGAGCUGGCCGGACACACAGGUUACCUGUCCUGCUGCCGCUUCUUAGAUGACAAUCAGAUCGUCACCAGCUCUGGAGACACCACCUGUGCGCUGUGGGAUAUAGAGACUGGCCAGCAGACGACCACGUUCACAGGACACACCGGGGACGUCAUGAGCCUGUCCCUGGCUCCAGACACCAGAUUGUUUGUUUCUGGUGCUUGUGACGCUUCGGCCAAGCUCUGGGACGUGCGAGAAGGGAUGUGUCGGCAGACCUUCACUGGCCACGAGUCGGACAUCAACGCCAUCUGUUUCUUUCCAAAUGGUAAUGCAUUUGCCACCGGCUCAGAUGACGCCACCUGCAGGCUGUUUGACCUCCGUGCAGACCAGGAGCUCAUGACGUACUCCCAUGACAACAUCAUCUGUGGGAUCACCUCUGUCUCCUUCUCCAAGAGCGGCCGCCUCCUCCUUGCUGGCUAUGACGACUUCAACUGCAAUGUCUGGGAUGCGCUCAAGGCCGACAGGGCUGGUGUCCUGGCUGGGCAUGACAACCGUGUCAGCUGCCUGGGGGUGACUGAUGAUGGCAUGGCCGUGGCGACGGGGUCCUGGGACAGCUUCCUCAAGAUCUGGAACUAACGCCGACAGGUGGGCUCCACGGUGACUGGAAGACCAUUCCAACCCUGACGAGUGACAGUGAUAGCAUAUCCGCCCAACCGUACUAACCUGGACCCCGACACCCCUCAGAACUUCCAAAGGGCAAGACCUUCUUUCCUUCACUGAUUGCUGGAACAAAGAGCACAAUUCCCACGAAGAGAAGACUCUGGCUGUCAACUGAAACAAAUUGUGCAUUCCUCUCGGGACCAUUGUCUUUGUUUUCUUCUCUUGUCUUGAAUGAAUUUUAAAAGGAAAUACUAUAAUAAAAAUGUUAACCAGAAGGUAAACUUGAGUGUAAUUGUGAACCAGACAACAACUCUCACUAGUUUAUUUGAACUUUAGACCAGUGACCCUGUUUUGUGAUGUUCAUGCAGAACAAGUUGAGGACUCUGUUUUAUCUUGUAAUAGUUUCUAAACUUCAAGUCUGUUAGCAGGAUUUUGAAAACAUUCAUAUUUCCUUUUUAAAGUAUCUUCCUUUAUGUUCAGUAGUCAACCGGAACAGGGGAGUCUCUCGUAGCCCCCCUGAGAUGGUCCCCGAUGUAAAGUGAGUCCCUGGAUUGGUUUUCUGUUCGUGUCAUGGUGCCUGUCACGCGCAGACAUGGCUGGGAGGUGGCAGCGGUGUGUGGCCUCGUCCGUGCCAUGGGCGCUGCGAGUGUGCGACUCAGAACUGCCCAGCCCACUCCCGGCUGCUGAGACCAGGCACCCUCUCCGCCUGUAGUCUCCCUCCUUCAGCCCAGUUUUGAGCCCCCCUCAGGCUUUCUGUGGUGUUGGGGGGACGUUUCUGUGACCUGACACUACCCCACAGCCCUCCUGCCCCCACACCACCACGACCACCACCACCCACCAUCAGGAGAGGCCCACCCUGCGCUUGGGUCGUCAGUCAAUUGUUUGUGUAUGAAACAAUGUACAAAUCAAUGUUUUGAAAAUAAUGAUCUCAAAGUUUCUAAGUUAAAUUUUAAAAAAUUUGAUCGUUUGCCAUAUUGGGUGGGGUUUACUCUUAGAAUCGCAUGCUGUAGAAAUGCUCCAAGUGCAUAUAGGACUCUGUCCUUAGGUGUUUUUUUCUUUUAAGAAGUAACCCUUCACCAUUGUCGCCACGGCGGCUUGUCCCCUGUCACUGCUCUGUGCACAUGUAGGCAGCACACCAAGCGGCGCUGCACCUGGUCCUUUGUCUGAGAGCGGCCUGCUCUGAACCAUGGUUGCUACGACCUGAGGAGGGGCGGGAGCGGGGAGCCCUCACACCUGCCCUCCCCUGGGGAGAGCCUCAGAUAGGAGGCAGGCCAUUUUCAUAACACGCAGCUCUCCCCGGGUUCCUUGUCCCCUCAAGUGUCCAGCAGCAGCGUUAGGCCGCAGGGUGUUGUGUUGGCUCUCCCGCCUUCCCUCUGUCCCCAGGAGCGCUCCUCCAUAGCAGCAGAUAGUGGCUUGUCCAUUCUGUCCUCUGCGGUGCCCGCACCCACUGUGCUGUGACUGUGCGGUCGGCCUGGGUCGGCAAAAGAAUCAAACGAGCCCCUCUUCCUUCUCCAUAAACCACUCUGUAGAGCUCUCCGCACCUGUACCCCUUUCACCUUUUGUAUUUAAUUUUAAAGUCCGUGUACUGCAAGGAAGCUGGAUGCAAGAUAGAUCCUAUAUUAAACUGUACUGUUAUUUAAGAUGUAAUAAAGCAGUUUGACAUGA
Molecule: messenger RNA, 2784 nt
Organism: Echinops telfairi (small Madagascar hedgehog)
Lineage: Eukaryota; Metazoa; Chordata; Mammalia; Afrosoricida; Tenrecidae
Gene: GNB1
Product: G protein subunit beta 1
Exons: 11
Coding region: 73-1095 (340 amino acids)
Biological process (GO): G protein-coupled receptor signaling pathway
Cellular component (GO): heterotrimeric G-protein complex; cytoplasm
Molecular function (GO): protein binding; signaling receptor complex adaptor activity
Source: RefSeq, a predicted model, not a curated record